Molecule: messenger RNA, 2876 nt
Organism: Rana temporaria (common frog)
Lineage: Eukaryota; Metazoa; Chordata; Amphibia; Anura; Ranidae
Gene: TIMP3
Product: TIMP metallopeptidase inhibitor 3
Exons: 5
Coding region: 150-791 (213 amino acids)
Biological process (GO): negative regulation of endopeptidase activity; negative regulation of membrane protein ectodomain proteolysis
Cellular component (GO): extracellular matrix
Molecular function (GO): protease binding; metalloendopeptidase inhibitor activity
Source: RefSeq, a predicted model, not a curated record
AAUCCACCAGGAAAAAAAAAGGCUGUUAUAAACCUGCAGUGUGCAAGCUGCUAACUCAGUGGUACUAGGUUUAGCAGUGAGUCCAGGAGGCCCUACAGUAGCUGAGCUCAGCCUUGUAUCUGAAAGAGAGGAAUUCUGCACGCAGCACCAUGUCUGUCCUGGCUAACAUCGCUCUGCUAACGCUUGUGCUGGUUAUCGGCGACUUUUUCGACUCAGCGGAGAGCUGCACAUGCGCCCCGAGCCACCCCCAGGAUGCCUUCUGCAACUCUGAUAUUGUAAUCAGAGCCAAAGUGGUGGGCAAAAAGCUGAUGAACGAUGGGCCUUUCGGUACUAUGCGUUACACUGUUAAACAGAUGAAGAUGUACCGCGGCUUCAAAAAGAUGCCUCAAGUCCAAUAUAUCUACACCGAGUCCUCCGAGAGCCUCUGCGGAGUUAAGCUGGAGGUUAACAAGUAUCAGUACCUGAUCACAGGGCGUGUCUAUGAAGGAAAGGUAUAUACCGGACUGUGCAAUCUGAUUGAGAAAUGGGACAAGCUGACAUUUGCACAGCGCAAAGGGCUCAAUCAUCGUUAUCACCUGGGAUGUAACUGCAAGAUCAAGCCUUGCUAUUACCUCCCCUGCUUUAUUACAUCCAAGAGUGAGUGCCUGUGGACAGAUCUGCUCUCAAAUUUUGGCUACCCAGGCUACCAAUCCAAACACUACGCCUGCAUCAAGCAGAAGGAGGGUUACUGCAGUUGGUACAGAGGAUGGACUCUACCAGACAAAACCGUGAUCAACACCACGGACCCCUGAGCCCACAAGCUGUAAUGGACAAAAAAAACCUGAACGUAUAAGCAGCAAUGAAAUUAGUGCCUGAUUUCUUGCUAAAAUUUAGCACUUGGAACACUUAAGUCUUUGCCAUCAUACUGAAAGUAUAUUUUUUAAUCACUCUUCUUUUAUUUUCAAUCACCCAUUUAAGCCAGACGGUUUGCAGGGUUCUCUGGGAAAGUGUUGCUCUUUUUUUGUUUUUUCUUUCCUUUUUAUGAAAUGAAACACUUCCUUCGGCCACCUGACAUGGGCCGUCCUUUGCGAAACAGUGUCGUGCAUUUGUUUGUUUCCUAUCGCAGCUGCAGCCUCCUGCCACAAGAGGUGCUGUGUCCUAAAAGUUCAUAGUAGACACUCUAGGCAAAAGACUCUAUGGUUACGUAGAGAAAUUGUGGAAAUACAUUGCAACUGUUUCAAAGGAGUUUGGGGAAAAACAAAAAAUAAAAUGGGAAAUGUUGAACUGGGUGACCCUAAAAUUCUAUAAAACAAUCAGCACCUACAAAUCUUUCUUGAAGCUUAAGAAAGUUAUUGUCAUUGCACUAAAAGCAUAUCUUUCAGACCUUGCUAUAUACAUUGCCAGUGUUACUUUUUUUUAUGAAAUUGAAUUUUGGCACAAUGCCUUGCAGGUCACAGGCAGAACCAGCCAGAGAAAAUAAGCUACUACAGCCUACCGCGUGUCAUAUCGCAGGGCUGUAAAAAUAAGAUGCAGCUCCCUCUUGUGGCCUGGAGUAUUAUGCAAUACCUUGAUUUUCUCUGUUAAUAUCGACCUAUCCUUGAAGGUUAACCCAAAUCUAUGUAACCUAGUGGAUAAAUAAAAAGUAACAGGCUGAAAGACUUACCUUUUGUGAAGAAUACACCGCUCUGAGGUCUCUUCCGCCAAGGCAUUUCAUCACGUGAUCUCUUUCGAAGAGGAAGACCAGCCAAUCUGAAUUCUGAUGCUCUCCUUUGUCAGAGAUCACAUGACCAAAUGCCUAGGCUUUUGGUCAGAGGGCCAGCAAAGGAAGGACCCUGGAGAAGCAUUUAUUUUUUUCGAGAGAAGUAAGUAUUUCAGCUCCUCUAUUACCCUUUAUUUAUCAAUCCCAGCAAGACUGUUCACAUAGCUUUAAGUUAACACUCAAGCACAGGUGCACUUUAAAGGGAAUCUGUCACACCUGUGUGGAAGGCUCUGAUAAAAGCAGUUAUUACCCAUGUAACACGUAAUAGUCCUCCCCAAGCAGUGAAGCUGAAUCCAGUCACUGGACCACUGCCUUGAGUCUGGUAUGCAGGCCAUGCCUCAGGGAAUGUCCGCUUCUAUUGAAGCCUUCUCACAUGGUUUCUUCAUGACAGAGGCCUUUUAAAGACUCCAGAAAGUCUUUUAUUUUUCUGUAAAAUAUCUCUAUACUGGAGGCCUUUGUAUGAUAAAGCUACUAGCUUAUAUUCUUGCAUUGAAGCAGAACCAUUUUAUUGGGAAAGAGAGGGUGUUAGCAGCCACUGCACCAUAGAAAUGGUCAAUGAAAGGUCCAGCAAGGAAGGUUCUCUCCAUUUUGGGGGGACAUCAGAGGUUUGAAUACCUCUCAGUGACCCAAAUAUGCAAUUUCGGUUAUAGCUGGCCUUUAAGUACUGUUACACUUUUGAAGUAUUCAGAACAUUACUUUGCAAGUGUAAGCUUGCCAGGAAUAACAUAAUUUGUGGGUUAAAAAAACAAACAAAAAAACUUACCAGUAACAGAAAAAUAAAAUAUCAGGAUUCACAGCUCAGUUUUGUCUGUGUCGAAAUGACAAAUCAAAGUGAAUUCAUCAAGGUGGUGUAAAAUAACUCCAUACACCUUCAGAAUGUUAAAAUUCAGUGUGACGAUUCCUGUAAUGGGGUCAUUGUGAAGCUUCUUGCUCCUGUCUAGUGGUAAAGAUCUGAGUUUGUAUGUCUCAUUGUCCACCCAUGGGACAUCCUAGAAGGUCAGUUUUUAGGAUAACCUCACAUGAGUAACAAAAACAAAAAAAAUGCCCCAAACAAAUUAUUUACAACAUGCAAAGCAAUUACAUAGUUUUUCCAGCAAAUAAAACUACUAUGUGUCAGUUUUUAAAUACAGCAGCAGUA